AUGGAACAGGCUGGAUCACCUGAGCAGAAAGUCACUCAAGGAGUAAGAGGGAAGGUGGCUGCCAAUGCAAAGCUGGAUUUAGACCAUGAGGAAUCUGUGACGUCCGUAACCUACACAUUCGGGUUUAACCUGGACCAUGAGGAGCCAAGGAAUGUUCUACGGACGCCCCGGCUGUGCGACCUCCGAGGAUCAAUGCUGUGUCCCUCGGAACAAUCCAACUCCCUUCAGCUCGCUCCGGUCUCUGCCGCUGUCUCCAUACCCCUGGCUCGGCUCAUGGACUUGUGGAAACCAUGGACAGCCAGCGAGCUGGAUUUUCCUUACCUUCGAUCGCCUGCCCCCCAGCUGCUUCUCGCGGCCGCAUUGGGGGGCUGCAGCGGCGCUGGACUCGCGGGGGGCCCCGCCGCCGGCUCGCGCCGUCUCCCAGCCGAGCUGCACGGACCGCGGCCGGAACACCCGGCUCCAGCGCCCGGCGCCUGCCCGGGGUCGGCGGCUCGGCUCCCACCCGGGCCCGGAGUCCCGCUGGGUCCUAGCGCUCGCCGCCCGGGCCGCGGCCCGCUCUGCAGCCUGCACGUACUGCGGGGCGGCGGGGGAGGGGGGGAGUCCCGGGAAAGCACGAGCGGGAAAGCCGUGCAGCCUUGGGUGCGGAGAAAGCGGAGCUCAGUGCCAAAGCCUGGGUGUGCAAAGAAAGGCGCUGGCUCCCGCCGAAUUCCCAGAAGGCAGAUGCUAGAAUCUGCAGCCCGGGCGGAAUGCACAAGCGUGGCCGAGAGGUUUGCUCCGUGCACCUGUGGUAUAGAGUGCGCUUGCAGAAGUGCGUUCCUUAUUUCACAGGAAAUGGACAGUUUGCUAGCCAUGCCGCUCCAAGCUUUCCCCUUUAUCAAGACGCAACUAGGAAGUGCCGUCGUGUCCAAUAGUGCUAUAGAAGACACUGCUUGCCGCUCCUGAGUACAGGGUCUGCAACCUUCACAGCGACAUGCCAACGCAAAUGAAGACCUUCACAGGAAACCACCACCAGACAUAACGCAGAGAUCAACAGAUCGUGGGCCGCUCAUCCCAAUGGACGCCAUUACAUACCCUUCUGCACGGAUACAGCCCCAGCACCCUUGGCUCAGAGAACACCUCUGGAGACUGGGUGGAAUGAUUGUCAGAGCCAAAGAGCAAAGAGUCUGCUGUGAAGUCUCUCCUAGCAAUGGCUGCGUAAACAAGAUCAGAAAAAACGGCAGUAUCGACGAUUAUGUUCAUGGGAAAUGGGAAACUUUCACAGGGUCCCAGCCCUAGACAAAGAACUACAGGUAACUGCUGGCUUCUGAGGGAGGGAGAAUCAGCCUCUCCAUGGAUGAGCGCUGUUAUUUGGUUGUCCAGUGCAGAGUUGUCAGCCUUGACACCAUAUACACAGGAACAACGAAAACAGACACAGAACAGUCUAUUUAUAUACGUUUGUGCAUAUAUGCAUAUAUAAACAUAUAUGCAUGUAACGUGUAUCAAAGUAAAAGAGACUAUCAGCUCGGGGUUACUUCAUUGCUCCAUCACAACUGUAAUUUUGCCACCGCUGUAAGUGGUAAUGUUAAUAACUCCUUUGCAGAGGAUCUGAUAUACCAUCCCAAGGGUGUCGAGACCCACAGGUUGAGAGCCGCUGACUUAUCAUAAGUCAGAACAAGGAGUCCUGAUCUAUUCCAAGAGUGGUCCGAAGCCGUUAGAAAGGUUUUGGGGCAGGAAAGGCACGGGUCUGGAUGAUGUUUCUAAAAUAGCACACUGUUGUUGCAUGGAAGACAGUUUGCAGAGGGCGAGAUUAGAAGCCGAGAGACUGGGUAGCUGUUAAACGUGGUCUAGGAGAGCAUUGUGAGGGUGCGGCUGAGGGUGAUGGUUGUGAGAUGGGCGGGGCACGGCAAGACCAAAGAUAGCUUUGUUGGUACAACUAGUAAGGCUUACCACUAGCUGGUUGGCACUGAGGAAUGGGAGGAAAAUCUAAUAACUCUUAGAUGUCUACCUUAAGCUUGUGGGUGGAUGGUGAAGCCAUCCCAGUAAGGUGGAAAAACUAAGCGUAAGCUAAUUUUGGGUCAGUGGGAUAGACUAGGAACCCUGUUUCAGACAUGCCAGGUUAGAGAUGUUCAUUCCAUAUCCAAGUGGAGGGACGUAUCUUGCUAUUCCUGGAGAAACUCUGGGUGGCUAUAGAAGCAAUUCCAGAAACGGUAUUCCAGAAGUUAGUCUGCCUGUAUCUUUUCUUAAAAAAAAAAAAAAAAAUCUGUAUCCGGCCCUUCCCCAAGUGCCCAAAUGCACUAAGCAGUUACUCUAGAGUGGACAGGCAUAGCACUUAACUCCAGUGAGCUUCAGCUCUCAACCAGUAAAUGAAGUAGCUGAGUCGGAAGAUGGCGUCGAUCUCUGAAUUCAAGGGUAGCCUGGUCUACAGAGUAGACUUUCAGAACACCAGGGCUACACAAAGAAACCUUGUCUCAAAAACAAACAAACAAACAAAAACAAAACCACAACCAGAAUAAAGCAGGUGAUCAUUUGAGAAUCUUUAAUCUUCAAAGCCAUAAUUCUCAUAAUUGUCAAAAUCAAUAAAUUGUAAGAAGAAAAUAAGGCCUAAGCUCCUAUAAGAUGACCUCUUUUUUUUCUAUGCUUGCAGACUAGUGGCUACCCACAUAGAACUCAACACUUGGAUUUUGGGCCCCAUCCCUUUUUGCCCCCCAAAAAACUACCUUGUCUUUGGUAUUUUGUUGAAUAUUUAAAUCAGUCAACAGGAAACCGUUUUUAGCAAUGAGGUCAUUUCCUUCUGUUUCUACGAUAUGCAGAUUUGUCUUUCCAGUAUGACAUCAGCUGAAUUCACCAGUGCUAACAUAAGUGAUUUUACCCCCAGUAUAUCAUUUAAAGAUAGCAAAGGACUAACCUGAUGUGAAGACCUGGUCUAGUCUUACACCAGGGACAGAAAGAUCAUUGUGGCAAAUCAUCUCUUUUAGUGGGGGAACGUUUUUAUGUUGGUUUAGAGUUUCCAUGGGGACUGAGGCCACACAUGGAAUGUCAGUAGGUGAAUGGCCCUCACUCAGGGUCAGGGACUCCUCCCCAUAUCUUCUUAGUUCAGGCAAUCCUCUGCCCUUGGGAUGAGCAACUCAACGUCUGCCCUCUAUUGUCAAUGAAUGUUGACCCAGCUUAAUAACCACAAAAUCUGGCACGUGAUACAGUGGGGAGCCUCUGCCCUCUCAGAUUUUGUUGUAAAGCAGGGAGCAGAGCAGUUGUUUCACUAGUCCGUCUCAGGCGAUGGUUGACACACGCAAAGCCUGUUGUGUAGUGGGCAUAUCAUCUUUGCCAGACUGAGUGCAAGCACAGAGAGGGAAGGAUCACAUUCAUAGUCACCUUAACUCUUGCCCUGGCUGACUAGUCCUUCUCCACCCACAGGUAGGUUCCAUGCCCUACCCUUCUCUGUCUGUAUCCUCCAGCUACACUCCUCUAACCCCACCUUCUUCUUCAUCCAUCCAUCCAUCCAUCCAUCCACCCAUCCAUCCAUCCGUCCGUCCAUCCAUCCAUCUCAGACUCCCAGUUAUCACUUCAGACUUGAUGCUUGAGACUGUUGGGGAUUCUGGAUCCCAACCAGGGAUAUAAUAAACAUCAACUCUUUGACGCUUUUCUCCAUUUUAUACAGAAAGAAAUUAGUCUUUCCUUUAAAGAGGUUGGGACCUACAGGAAGUGGAAUAAACCGAAAAGCAAAACAGUCUUUUGUGUUCAGUGCCUCUUUCUGUUUCACCCUCUCUGGGUCAUGGUCCAGGUGCCUUCUGAGUUUUCAGCCCUACCUCUUCACUGACCGUGAAAUAAUGCUGACAGCUCAAUGCUGUCCCGGAAUCAUGACUUCCAGGAUAACUGAGAGACCUGCAGGAUGUGGGAGUUGUGGGUCAAACACAAACGACCCCCCACUUGCAAUAAUUUCCUGAUUCGAAUAUCUGGGUUUUGUUGUUGCCCUAAGAAAGUGUUUCCUUUGCUCGCAUCCAUCCCUAGGUGCCUCUUGAUCCCCUUCAAAAAGUUGUCUCUAAUCAUCUUUGAGCUAAGGAAGCAGUUUGUCACGUUCACCAGGAUCUUGUGUAAAACGGGAGGUGUUUGUUGACUGACAGUAAGAAGAUGGAAACGAACUCUGAGAGCUCUGCGAAUGAGCCCUGUGGUGUUUAUUUCAGAGCCCUUUUUCCUGAGCCGUGUUCUCCGUGGCUGAGACUAUUGGAAAAAUGACCUCUGGGGUAGGUGAGUUAUUGCUUCAAAAAGCCAUUGUUUCCUUUCAAAUAAAUAAGAAUGGCGGCUCAGACAGCAUUCUGCUUUCCUUGUGGAACGGAUUCUUUGUUUAAAAAUAAGCGAAAA
Molecule: messenger RNA, 4335 nt
Organism: Rattus norvegicus (Norway rat)
Lineage: Eukaryota; Metazoa; Chordata; Mammalia; Rodentia; Muridae
Source: RefSeq, a predicted model, not a curated record